This is a messenger RNA of Diceros bicornis minor, 1456 nucleotides long. RefSeq names its product 1-aminocyclopropane-1-carboxylate synthase homolog (inactive) like (gene ACCSL). Gene Ontology annotation, biological process: biosynthetic process; amino acid metabolic process. The record is from RefSeq and is a predicted model, not a curated record. Lineage: Eukaryota; Metazoa; Chordata; Mammalia; Perissodactyla; Rhinocerotidae. Gene Ontology annotation, molecular function: pyridoxal phosphate binding; transaminase activity. The transcript has 14 exons.
AUGGGUAUCUGGUCCCCCGUGGAGCAGACCACAGUGGAGACUGCUCGGGGUCUGCUGAAGUCCGUUUUCUGCGUCUUCCUCAGCACGGGGCUGGACUGGAUCUCUUGGUCUUCUCUGCGAAAGACAGAACGUGGGUGUACCUGUGGCCUGCCUUUGACCAAGCGUGAGGGCAUUGCCUGGGGCCUUCAGGACGUUGAGUCCUCAUGCUCUAUUUGUCAGCAGUUGAGUCGGAGUGACAUGAACUACACUGAGGACGCCCUGCUGCAAUAUCCUGACUGGAGAGGGCAGCCAUUCCUGCGGGAAGAAGUGGCCCAGUUCCUGACCUACUACUGCAAGUCACCUGCCCGCCUUGAUCCAGAAAACGUGAACUUGCUGAACAACUAGUGUUCCACCUACUCUGGACUGACAGCGUUGUCUCCCUGUGCUUCCAGAGGCCCUUCUGUCCCCCACCCCUUCUAUGGUGGCUUCGUCUUGAGCUCCCGCCUGUAUUCGAAAGUUGAGCUGAUUCCUGUUCACCUGGACAGUGAGAUCACUGAUGGGAACACUCAUCCAUUCCAGCUCACUGUGGACAAGCUGGAGCAAGCCCUGCUUGAGGCUAGGCUGAAGGGGAAAAAGGUCAGAGGCCUCGUGCUAACCAACCCUCAGAAUCCUCUGGGAGACGUCUACUCCCGGCGCUCACUGAAGAAAUAUCUCGAAUUUGCCAAGAGGUACAGCCUACAUGUGAUUAUAGAUGAGAUUUACAUGCUGUCUGUGUUUGAUGAAUCCAUCACCUUCCACAGGGUUCUGAGCAUGGAAAGUUUGCCUGACCCCAACAGGACCCAUGUGAUCUGGGGCACCCGUAAGGAUUUCGGCAUCUCUGGCUUCCGCUUGGGCGCUGUGUACACCCACAACUAGGAGAUGGCCUCUGCCAUGAGCUGUUUUGGCUACCUCCAUGGCAUCUCUGGGAUCACCCAGCACAAGCUCUGUCGGCUGCUCCAGGACAGAGAAUGGAUUCACAAAGUGUACCUGCCCACAAAUCGCUCCUGGCUGCAGGCAGCUCACAGGUACAUCACUAACAAGUUGAAGGCAUUGACGAUCCCCUUUCUCAAUCGUGGCUCCGGCCUCUAUGUCUGGAUCAACUUGAAAAAGUACUUGGACCCGUGUACAUUUGAGGAAGGGCUGCUCCAUCGCUGUUUCCUGGACAACAAGCUGAUAUUGUCCUGUGACAAGACCUACCUCUGUAAGGAGCCUGGCUGGUUCCAUCUCGUCUUUGCAGAUAAGCCCCUCCGGCUAAAACUCGCCAUGCGUCGGUUCUGUCAGGUGCUUGUGGAGGAGAGGCAGGAUUUGAUAGUGAAGCAACUGGAGGAUACACUGAGGGAGUAAGCGGCCUGCCUCCCAACCAGGGGCUCCAGCCAGUCACACGCUCAGGGCGUCCCACAUGCUCCGCCCCUGGUCCAGAAGGCUGGGGUAUUGACCU